ACCCAUCAAACUUUUCGAGCUCUCUGCAUCGGUAACAACGAACAGAAUCGAUUUCUCCAAAGUUUUGAGUUUUGGGUCUCUUAUAAUUUGAUAAUUCUAAACAUACUAGCUCUGUAUUAUCUUCUUGAUUUAAUUUCUUAAUUUGUAUUUUGGGGUUCAAUGGAUUCUACAAUUAGAAUUGGGUCAUCAAUACUCUUGCCCAUUUCUUCUUCGUCUUCUUCUUCACCAAAAUCAUCAAAUAUACAGAGGAAUGAUAAGAUUGGAUAUGGGUUUCAAUUCAGUGGAAAUGGGUGCAUCACAAAAAUAUCUGCCAUCACUCCUAAUGGCUCUGUUUUUCCUUCUGCUUCUUCUCAUGGGGAGUCAAGUUCAAUGGGAGAUGUGCAUAGAAGAAGAAGCAGUCUUGAAUCUCUGUUUUGUUACGAUAAGCCUAUACCAGAGGAGAGAAUUGAGGAGCCCGUAGGUGUUUCGUUGGCUGCAAAAGUAAUUGGAGAUAAUCCUCGGUGCACUGAUUGCCAAGCCAAAGGCGCUGUUCUCUGCACCACAUGCUCUGGUUCUGGCUUAUAUGUUGACUCUAUAAUGGAAAGCCAGGGCAUCAUUGUCAAGGUCAGGUGCUUAGGUUGUGGUGGGACAGGGAACAUCAUGUGCUCAGAAUGUGGUGGCCUAGGUCAUCUUGGACCCAAGUAACUUUUGUGUUUUUCUUUCUCAGUGCAUUUUGUUGUACCCUUCUUUGAUGUUAGCACUUGCAGGUUGUCAUAGUUUUUGUAGUCAUGUAGCCUCGCAUUACUGUAUUAAAUUUUUGUGUAUUUGACUUCUUCAUUUCUCAAUGGCAUUCUUCGUCUAUAGUUUAUUCU
Populus nigra (black poplar) is the source of this 851-nucleotide messenger RNA. RefSeq lists its product as uncharacterized. Bases 160 to 684 code for a protein of 174 amino acids. The transcript has 3 exons. The record is from RefSeq and is a predicted model, not a curated record. Lineage: Eukaryota; Viridiplantae; Streptophyta; Magnoliopsida; Malpighiales; Salicaceae.